CGUUCUUUUCUUCACCUCAGCGUAACAAUACCAGUUCUGCGCAUGUUCACAAGGUAGAGGAAGUUUCUUGAAGGUAAGAUGACUUUGACUUCUUUUACCGCAGGGAAACCGACACGACCACAUCUGCGAUGAGCUGGGCUUUCUACCUCUCGGGACUCCACCCGGACAAGCAGGCCAAGGUGCACGCAGAGUUGGACGAAGUGUUCGGCACCGACCGUGACCGCGACGUCACUAAGGCUGACGUCAACCAGCUCAAAUAUCUUGAGUGCUGCAUCAAGGAGACUCUUCGCCUGUUCCCUUCGAUACCACUGAUUGGACGCCACCUGGAAGAGGACUUGGUUAUUGACGGAUACCGAAUCCCGAAAGGUGCUAACGUCUACAUCAACCUGUUCAGUCUGCACCAGAACCCUAAGUACUUCAAGGACCCCCAAUCAUUCAUUCCCGAGAGGUUCCUGACCGAAGAGUUCACCGCACGCCACCCGUAUUCGUACCUACCUUUCUCUGGGGGCCCCAAGAAUUGCAUAGGCCAGCGAUUCGCCCUUCUGGAAUCCAAGGUGAUCAUGGCUAAACUAUUGCUCAAGUUCUCGGUCGAGUCGACGCGCCCGCUUGACCAAUUGCGAGUCAGCUACGAAGUCAUCGUGAAAGCCCGCGGAGGACUGCGCGUCUGGUUUCGGAGGCGCCCUCCGGUCAGCGACAAGUGGCAGGUGUCAUCAACGUGAAGACAGAGCCUUUUUCCUGCACUACGUAUUUGUAUAUUAUUUGUACCGCGUUACUACUUGUACCUCUUUUCGCACUAUUCUUUGUUCCAUGCUAGAAUAGAUGUGGCGCCAAUCUAGGUUUUUUUUCUUUGUUUUAGUUUUCCUGUGUUUGUAUAUAUCAGGGGAAUUGAAUGAAAUCCAAUAAAUCCUUUGGAU
Messenger RNA from Dermacentor silvarum, 914 nucleotides. Its product is annotated as cytochrome P450 4V2-like. The record is from RefSeq and is a predicted model, not a curated record. NCBI's taxonomy places the organism in Eukaryota, Metazoa, Arthropoda, Arachnida, Ixodida, Ixodidae. Gene Ontology annotation, molecular function: monooxygenase activity; oxidoreductase activity, acting on paired donors, with incorporation or reduction of molecular oxygen; iron ion binding.